Messenger RNA from Amblyraja radiata (thorny skate), 2803 nucleotides. RefSeq names its product glutamate-rich 2 (gene erich2). Bases 247 to 831 code for a protein of 194 amino acids. The record is from RefSeq and is a predicted model, not a curated record. NCBI's taxonomy places the organism in Eukaryota, Metazoa, Chordata, Chondrichthyes, Rajiformes, Rajidae. The transcript has 7 exons.
CCUGCCGUGGAACGCCCCCGGCAGCGGUUGCCAGGGGCAACGUUUGUGCGGCUGUGGGCUGGCGGGGGCGCGAGUAGCAAGCGGACGCUGAGGCUGCGCCCGGACCCGACCCGACCCGACUCGCUACAAAUGGCGGCGUGAGGAGCAACAACCCCGGCCACCAGCGCCCCACACUCUCCACGGCCUCGGAGGACAUGAUCAGGCACAAUCUGGCAGAAAGGAUGUCCCCUACUGUAAGGUGAUGAAAUGAAGAAGUUAAAAGGAUCAAAAAGGUUUUCUAGGAAAGAACAAAAAAAGGAUGUUAAGAAGCAGCCUGCUAAAUCCAUGAUGAACGAUAUAAAAAUGAGUACAACUUCUUCAGACACAAAAGAAGCAAAAGCCUUGGACAUCUCUGAAAAUCCUGUUGAACCAACCACAAGUAAUGCAAACAGAACUUUAGAACAUAGCAAAGGCGAUGAUAAUUUAACUGAUAGUGAAAAAGACGAUGAUGAUGAUAUUGAUGGUAAAAGCAACUCGAGAGAAGAAAAAACGGCACCAAUUGAGUUGAUGGGAGAGUUCUUGAAGGCAGUAAUGGAACGAGACUACAAGUUGUCAAGUAAGCUUUGCCAAAUGAUUCUCCUUUAUGAGCCUGAAAACCCAGAGGCCAAACAAUUCAAGGAACUUUUGGAAAUAAAAAUAAAGUUAGAUGAAGCUGCAUCAACUCAUCAAGAUGAUGGGGAAGAGAGUAAUGAAAGUGACAACAGUAAUGAAGAUGAUAGUGAAGAUAGUAAUGAUGAAAGUGAAAGAUCAGAUGAAGAAUCUAUUGCUUCAACUGAAAGUGAAAAUACAUAGACACCAACAAUUUCUAUUAAAAAGUAUGUUCACAGCACUACUAUAUCUUAAAACAGCAAGCUUCAUUGUCAAUUUGUAUUAUACUGAAUCACUUGCAACAAGUUAUGUUCAAUUCAUAUGUUUAAAUGCGGUAUCCUUAGAUGAUAAGAGAAAAGUAAAACACCUUAAGAACUUUGAUCAUCAAACAACUGUUUGUAAUGUUUGGACUUUCUUGCACAUUUAAGUGUCAAGAUCUCUCUAUACCUGGCAUUUUAGUAGAUAUGGCUGUAACUAUCAAUAAUCACGUUUCAGAUUAUUUUAUGAUGGAUUACAAAUCAAGUCUUGCUUCCAUCCAAGACAUUUGUCCAGCAACUACUUGCUGAAAUUGAACAAGAAUCAAAAUUAAAAUCAUUUCUUGUCAGAGCAGAGGGGGUUUAAAAUGGCUUAAGCUUCUUCCAUUUCUAAUGCACAUGUGUUAUGUGAUUAAACAGAUUUCUACAAUUAAUGCAUGUGGGUCUUAUAUUUGAAGACAGUGAUAACAUGUAAUUCUACUUCUCAUAUUCCUUUCUGCACAACAACUAAAGUAUCUAGAAAGUCCAGUAACUAUUUAUAUGAGCAGUUGGAAGUUUUGGGUUGUCUUCACUUUCAAGUUUGGUCAAAAAUGGACGUUUUAUAUCAAUGUUGGAUCACUUAAGGAAUACUGCGAUUUUUAAAAAAUGUGUUGGUCAAACCUUGCAUUGUUUAGCAACUCGUGAAUGUGCAAAUGGCUGAGUUUUUGGAAAUGUGUGUGUGUGUGUGUGUGUUAUCUAGGGGAAAUGUCAAAUCUGAAAAUUUAAACCUAAAAUUUAAAAUAGGUUUAAAUUUUCAGAUUUGACAUUUCCCCUAGAUAACACACACAAAUUUCCAAAAGCUUUCACUUUUGCAAACGUGCAAGUAUAUAAUCUCCUCCCAUACAGCCACUUUUCUGCCCCAGGCACACAUUCUCUUUAAUGCUUAGGGUAUGAUCUAAGUAAUAUGCAAGAUUCUAAAAAUGAUGGUCUUAAAUCUGCAAAAUAAGCAGAAAUUAAAUACAUGGAAAGAUAUUGGAUCAGAUUAAUCAGAAGUGCCAUGAUCAUUUUCAAUUUAGAGCAAUAAUUUUGACAAAAAUAAUCUGGUUCUGUUUUGUUUUGACUAUUUUCAUUUAAACAGAAAAAUAAUUAUAUGUCAGGGUACCUAGCUUUGACAAAUUAUUAAGACAUUGUGAAUGAAAUUAAAUUCAGCAAAGAUGUUGUAAUCAACCUGAUGAGUUUUUGCAAUUAGUCCCUCUUCAAUUAAUUAUAUACUAAUUUAUCUCCCUUGCAGAAUCUGGCUAAGUAAAUCUUUCAAGCAGUUUUCCCAAUAUGAGACAUGUUACAAGAACACAAUUCUCAGGGAAGAAAUGUACAUAAUAUGUUUGUAUGUAAUAUUUUAUAUUUUAUAGAAAUGUACAAAGAAGCUGAAACAAAGGUGUAUUUAGCACGUUCUACUGGACAAUUUGCAAUUAUACAAUUUGGAAGUUUCAACAUUAAUUCACUUUGACUGUUAAUACUCGAGAAAGCAAAUGAAUCAUCCUAAUGACUAUGUUUGAAAGUUGUAACUUAGAAGUGUUGAAAUUGUUUUUGAGUACAGAAGUAAAAGUUAAAGAAUUAUUUGUGAAUCAACCAAAUGAAUAUAUAUUUAAAGGAAACCAUGCAAAUAACUUGCAUUACUCUUGUUCCAAUAAUCUGGAAUGACAGUAGGAUACUAGAAUCUUUAGUCAUUGUACAAUAAGCACAGAUUCUAUUUGUCAUACUAACUUUGCAUUUAUGAUGUAUCAUGUUGCUAUCACCUAAUUUUUCUCAUUCAAUCAAAAAAUUGAAGAGCUAAUAUUUUAACAAUGGUAAAUGUUUCUUUCCCCAACAGGAGGCAAGAAGUAUGUAUCUCUGUCUUGUGCAGUGUAAAUAAAUUUAUCCCGUUACAAAUUAAUGCUACAAAA